GAGCAAACAUCAAACUUGCGCGCGCGGUCUUUUCCACGCCCCAACCCUGCACAAUGGCCGACGAUGGCAUGCUGAUGAACUUCGACCUGGGCGAUGGUCCCCUCGUCGUCAAGCCCACCUUCAAGGGUGGCCGCUGGAAAGACAGGCUAACCGCAAAAAAAGCUGCUGCUCACCGGGCCAAAAGGUCUUCCGAUCCCAAGCCCGCAGUCGAUGGCGCCCCUUCUAGGAAUGCUGGCGACAACAGGGACCCCAGACCGAACAAGCGGCAGCGUGUCGACGACGAGUUCCGCCCGGCCAAUGCUGGACAUAAGGCUGGACAAAAUGCUGGGCAAAAUGCUGGCAAGAACGGCGCGCCCCGACAAUUCAUCUCUUCCCUUUUCACCUUCAACCCGGAGUCCACUACGAAAACCGAAGUCCAACCAGAACAGCCCCAGGAUGGUGAAGAGGUCCAACCCUCCAACGCUCCACUUUCGCCGGAACUCGAGAACUUUACCUCGCUGGGCCUCUCGACGCAGUUGGCAAAUCACAUGCUGAAUAAAAUGCAAAUCAAGGCGCCGACGGCCAUUCAAAAGGCAGCGAUAUCGCAACUUGUAAAGGAUAACUCCGACGCAUUCAUACAGGCUCAGACGGGUUCGGGUAAAACGCUGGCGUACCUUCUGCCCAUCGUCCAACGACUCAUUGCCAUGGGAGAUAAGGUGCAUAGAGACUCAGGACUGUUCGCGAUCGUUUUGGCUCCUACGCGCGAGCUGAGCAAGCAAAUAUCAGUUGUGUUGGAGAAUGUACUGCGUUGCGCGCACUGGAUUGUCCCAGGAACCGUGAUUGGUGGGGAGAAGAAAAAGUCGGAGAAAGCUAGGGUCCGGAAGGGUCUAAAUAUCCUGGUCGCAACGCCUGGUCGGCUGGCGGAUCAUCUGGAACAUACCGAGGCGCUGGACGUGAGCAACGUGCGAUGGCUGGUCCUGGAUGAAGGCGAUCGUUUGAUGGAGCUUGGUUUCGAAAACGAGAUUCAGAAGAUCGUAGGCACAUUGAAUCUGCGGAUGAAGGCAGCCAGGGCCAGGAUACCGGGGCUACCUGAGAAACGCAUGACCAUUCUUUGCUCUGCGACCAUGAAGAUGGACGUUCAAAGGCUAGGAGAAAUCAGUUUGAAGGAAGCGGUGCACAUCCAAGCAGAUCCAAAGGACAAGAACGAGGAAGAAGACACGGAAAUGCAGGACGCGGCCUUCUCUGCUCCUGCGCAGUUGAAGCAGUCUUACGCUGUCGUUCCGGCGAAGCUGCGCUUGGUUACGCUCAUUGCAGUUUUGAAGCGGGCUUUUGCACGGAGAGGCUCGGUCAUGAAGGUUAUUGUCUUCAUAUCUUGCGCUGACUCUGUCGAAUUCCACUUUGAGGUUCUCGCACGAGGCAGCGAGGAAGAGGGCGAUGGCAAAGAAAAGAGCAAAGAGAAUGCCAAGGUGGACGCCAAAGCGGAUACCAAAGCGGAUACCAAAGCGGAUGCCAAGGUAGACAGCCCGCAGCAGGACGGAGAAGCUGAGGACAAGGCAGAGGAGAAGACGGAGAAGACGGAGGAGAAGACGGAGGAGAAAGAUGAUGCAAAGAAGCGCAAGAGGGAUGGCAAACCACGCAAGCCCGAGCCUCCAGCCAUCGGUCGCACGUCCGCCCCCGCAUCCGCCAUUUCAUCGAAAGAAAACCCGGUCAAUGUCUACAAGCUUCACGGCUCACUUCCGCAAGCCGUCCGUACCAGCACUCUUUCCGCUUUCACGCACAGCAAAGACCCCGCCGUCCUCGUCUGCACGGAUGUCGCUUCUCGCGGUCUCGAUCUGCCCAACGUCGACUUCGUCAUCGAGUACGACCCCGCCUUCGCCAAAGACGACCACCUCCACCGCAUCGGUCGUACCGCGCGUGCCGGUCGCGACGGACGUUCGCUGCUCUUCCUGAUGCCAGGCGACGAGGAGGGCUACACGCAGAUCCUGAAAGACACGCGCGCCGACGCAGGCGCCACACUGACGCGCCACGACGCGCCCGAACUGCUGCGCAAAGCGUUCACGCCGCCAGGGACCGUCGGCUCCGCCACCAAGCACGCCUACGAAGACGCAGCGACGGAAUGGCAGCUCGACCUCGAGCGGUGGGCGCUCGCGAACCCGGCCAAGCUCGAGCUCGCGCGCCGCGGCUAUCAGAGCCACAUCCGCGCGUACGCGACGCACGUGGCCGCCGAGCGCGUCUUCUUCAACAUCAAGACGCUGCAUCUGGGCCACUUGGCCAAGGCGUUUGCGCUGCGCGACCGCCCAGCUAGCAUCCGUGUGCCGGGGCUGCGGCCUGGCGCUGAUAGCCACGCUAAGGGCAAGGAGGACCGCCGUGCUAAGGCGAGAGCGGCGGCCGGUAGGGGCAAGGGUGCCGCUGCUGCUGCGGCGGCUGCGGCUUGGGAUGCGGAUGAGAUUGCGCCGACGAAGAGCCAGAUUGAGGCGGAUGAGGCGGCGCGCAAGAUGCGCAAGAAGAUGCGGAUGGUGGUUUCGGGGGGCGCGAGCGAGUUCAACUUGGGUUGAGUGGGGUGUGUGUGGUGGUGGCUUGUUGGCUGGGUGCGGGAGGGAAGGAGAUACACCACGUGCGGUUGUGUUUGGGGCGUCGGGGCGUGGAGUUGUGGAGUUGUGGAGUUUGUAAAAAGAGCGGCAUGGUACAAGAGGCGGAUAAUCCGGUGCAUAUCUACAUACCUAGGAGUCGGAGCGCUGUUGGCAUAGUAUGCCUGGGGUAUAAGAACAAUGGAGUUUUUCCAAC
Aplosporella prunicola CBS 121167 is the source of this 2763-nucleotide messenger RNA. RefSeq lists its product as uncharacterized. Gene Ontology annotation, biological process: ribosome biogenesis. Gene Ontology annotation, cellular component: nucleus. The record is from RefSeq and is a predicted model, not a curated record. The transcript has a single exon. Bases 54 to 2534 code for a protein of 826 amino acids. NCBI's taxonomy places the organism in Eukaryota, Fungi, Ascomycota, Dothideomycetes, Botryosphaeriales, Aplosporellaceae. Gene Ontology annotation, molecular function: ATP binding; nucleic acid binding.